Molecule: messenger RNA, 1809 nt
Organism: Microthlaspi erraticum
Lineage: Eukaryota; Viridiplantae; Streptophyta; Magnoliopsida; Brassicales; Brassicaceae
Source: the annotation of a GenBank genome assembly
AUGGUGAGGCAACAUCAAAGAGCCUCCAAGGUUCAUGAGGAUAGAUACCCCUCGUGUCAUUCUGGUGUAAGCUUGGAGCAUCAAGGCAAGAAUGAGCUGGUGAAGCACGAUAUGUUGGAUCCGCCAAGAUAUCUUCGAAGAAACGAAGAUAUCCGCGGCAAGGCGCUGAGUUUUGGGGUUAUGGAUUGGAAAGAGUUAGAGAAAUGGAAAGAUUCUUGUUCUACUGCAGAUGGAGGAGCCAGAGGAGCGUCUUGUAGCUAUGCUUCAUCAUACGCUGGUUCAUCGGAAGCUGCUGCAAAUUCGUUGGAACUUGAUUUAUCAACCGGAGUUGUCAAAAGAUUGGAACUUGACUUGAAGCCCCAGGCACCAAGCGUCAGUUUAUUUACAGACUUGAGAAAUGUCAGUUCCUCACUUAGAUCACAAGAGUAUUUAGAUCACCAAUCUCCGAGUAGGAAGCAGAAACAAGAUCAAGAAUCUCUGAACAAGAAGAAUCUUGCAGAGAAAGAACAGAGCUGUCAGACAAAUCCAAGGUCAGAGACAGGUUCCAAGCUUUUAUUGUCUGAGGCAUCUAGAACAGUUGAAUGUCAAUAUAGAAGACAUGAUGUCCAAGGCGAGUGUUCAAGUCCUGUAAAUGCAACGGAGAGGAACGAGAAGAUCUCUGCUGAGAAACCAGGCUUGUUGUCGGAUCAAAACAUUCCAACUGUGACAUCCAAAAAGGGAAGACACGCUUCUCCCAACAAACGGUUUAGCUUCAGUUUCAGUCAGAUGGGAAGAAGUUUCAGCUCAAAAGAAAGCUCAUCCUCUGUUCAUGCCUUGUCUACCACGUCUCAUGCUUCACAUAAAUCAGGCCCCUUGACAUUCCACGACUCAGUCUACACCACAAAGCCUAAGAGUGGUCACAACAGAACAAGAUCAGGUCCUAUAUUGAAACCCAAGAAUUUCCCAUCGUUACAAGUGGCUUCAAAGCCUUCAAACCCUAAACCACAAACCGUGGAGAAGAAGCAACGCAGCUCAAGGUCUCACGCUCUCUUGCAAUUCACUUUGAGAAAAGGUAUCAAUCUGUUUCAGUUUGUGGUUGACGAUAACAGCAGUGACGUUCUUGCUGCCACCAUGAAGAGUUCAGAUUCUUCUAGAAGGUCUUACACAUUGUAUUCCGUCAAAGAAGUUAAAAACAAGAGUGGAGGAAACUGGUUAGGUCGUCACCACAAGAACGAAGAGAGAAACCAUCAUCCGUUCGUACAUACGAUCAUCGGCGAAAUGAAGACUAACUCGGAUUUAGCAAGACACAGAUCAGAAUCUGUUUUGUACGGUGUUGAGACAAAAGAUGAGCUUGCGGCAAUGGUUCAGACAAGAAACAGAGCUCAGAAGAAGAGCGAAACUAGUAUUAUAUUCCCGAGUGGAGCUCACACGCUGCCUAAAGACGGUGGUGAUGCACCUUUGCCGUUGAUUGAGCGGUGGAAAUCCGGUGGUGCAUGUGACUGCGGCGGCUGGGACAUCGGUUGCAAACUCCGUGUUCUCUCUAAUGAUCAUUCAAAGUCUCAAACUUUCUCAAGCUUUCAAUUGUUUGAUCAGGAAAGAGAAGAACCAGCAUUCAAAAUGGUGACACACGACGAUGAGCUCCACUCGGUUGAGUUUGGCUCAUCGAUCACUCUCUUGGAAGCGUUCUUCAUUUCGUUAGCAGUAAGCAGUCAUCAGAAUUGGUGUGAGGAGGAGGAGGAAGCAGUUUUGAACAGAGAUGGUCUGUUGAAGAGAGAAACAUCGUCGAGAUACGCAUCAAACCCACCGGUUUCUCCAAUUGGUCGGGUCUAA